GUGUCAUAGGAAGAGAGUGAUUGAACGGUCUGAUUCGCCACCUCCACCACUGGUUGCGAAAGGAGAGGGAAAUGGUAACAAAGUGAACGGAGAAGCUCAAGAAGAGGUCGAUGACGAAGAAGAUGAUGAUGAUGAUGCUUCCAAGGGGAGAGGAAAGCAUUCACGCCAUGUUGAAGUUCGUCGUGAUUGUCCUUAUCUUGACACUGUUAAUCGUCAGGUGUUGGAUUUUCAUUUUGAGAGGUUUUGCUCUGUGUCCUUGUCCAAUCUGAAUGUAUAUGCAUGCCUUGUUUGUGGAAAGUACUUCCAAGGAAGAAGCCAGAAGUCUCAUGCUUAUACGCAUAGCUUAGAAGCAGGACACCACGUUUACAUCAAUCUUCUGACAGAGAAGGUUUAUUGUCUUCCUGAUAGUUACGAGAUCAAUGACCCUUCUUUGGAUGACAUUCGCCAUGUUUUAAACCCAAGGUUUAGUAGAGCACAAGUAAACGAGCUUGACAAGAAUAGGCAGUGGUCUAGGGCUCUUGAUGGCUCCGACUAUCUUCCAGGAAUGGUGGGGUUGAACAACAUACAAAAGACAGAGUUUGUGAAUGUUACAAUCCAGUCGUUGAUGAGAGUUACUCCUUUAAGGAAUUUCUUCCACAUUCCUGAAAAUUAUCAGCACUGCAAGUCUCCUCUUGUUCACUGUUUUGGGGAACUAACUCGCAAGAUUUGGCAUGCUCGAAACUUUAAAGGACAGGUGAGUCCACAUGAGUUCUUGCAAGCUGUCAUGAAAGCCAGCAAGAAACGCUUUCGGAUUGGCCAACAAUCAGAUCCAGUAGAGUUUAUGUCGUGGCUCCUCAACACUUUGCACAUGGAUCUUAGAACUUCAAAGGACGCCAGCAGUAUCAUCCACAAGUGCUUCCAGGGUGAGUUGGAGGUUGUGAAAGAGUUUCAAGGCAAUGAAAACAAAGAAAUCUCCAGGAUGUCUUUUCUGAUGCUCGGUCUAGAUUUGCCACCGCCUCCUCUUUUCAAAGAUGUCAUGGAGAAAAACAUUAUUCCGCAGGUUGCUCUAUUUGAUUUAUUGAAGAAGUUUGAUGGAGAAACUGUGACAGAGGUGGUUCGGCCUAAGCUGGCCAGAAUGAGAUACCGUGUAAUCAAAUCUCCUCGUUACUUGAUGUUCCAUAUGGUUCGGUUCAAGAAGAAUAACUUCUUCAAAGAGAAGAACCCUACAUUGGUUAACUUCCCAGUGAAGGACAUGGAGCUUAGGGAUUACAUACCAUCAUUGCCUAGAGCACCAGAAGGGGAGAAGGUGUGUUCUUCUUUGUUUGUCUAUUAG
Arabidopsis thaliana (thale cress) is the source of this 1312-nucleotide messenger RNA. Its product is annotated as U4/U6.U5 tri-snRNP-associated-like protein. The transcript is spliced from 9 exons. Gene Ontology annotation, cellular component: nucleus. The record is from RefSeq and is marked reviewed. Gene Ontology annotation, molecular function: cysteine-type deubiquitinase activity; zinc ion binding. The coding region runs from base 545 to 1312 and encodes 255 amino acids. Gene Ontology annotation, biological process: spliceosomal complex assembly; protein deubiquitination; mRNA processing. Lineage: Eukaryota; Viridiplantae; Streptophyta; Magnoliopsida; Brassicales; Brassicaceae.